This is a messenger RNA of Scophthalmus maximus (turbot), 3298 nucleotides long. It is a transcript of the gene prrt4a, whose product is annotated as proline rich transmembrane protein 4a. NCBI's taxonomy places the organism in Eukaryota, Metazoa, Chordata, Actinopteri, Pleuronectiformes, Scophthalmidae. The coding region runs from base 109 to 2976 and encodes 955 amino acids. The record is from RefSeq and is a predicted model, not a curated record. The transcript has 2 exons.
CAUGAGAUCAUUGGAGACCUGACUUUGGAGAUCUGUCAACCGUGAUUGGAUAAUAACUCCCAAAACCUACAGCAUGUGACUUUGCCGUGGAGUUUACAGACCCUCGCCAUGUUCUCUCUGUGGAAUCUUUAUUUCCUCCUCCCCCUCUCCUUGCCUCUCUCGCUUCAAGUCUCAGCCCUAACAGGAGAAAAUGUCAAAGAAACAGAUCCAGUGGUGCAGCAUCUCCCACAGCCCUCAAAUAGACUUCAUGGAUCUGGUUUUGCAUCGGUGAAGCCCCUGUUUGGGCCCAUGAAUGUUGACUUCCUGUUGAACGCUGGGUCAUCAUCUGAGGAAUCAGACGGACAAGGUGUGAUUGGUGAAUACACUGAUUCACAGGAGAGCACAAAGACAUCCCUUUUGUAUCCGAAUGAAAAGGGACUUUUCAAAUCCAGACCCACUGAAAGUUCAAUGGAAGAUAUUACCUCUAAGGAGAAUAUACAAACAUUAAGGUCUUCAUCAGGAGCAGCACCACCUCAACCUACCCAGGAACAAACAUUUAAGUAUCAGCCAGCUGAGAUCAGCGCUGGAUCUAUUUUGCAUUCUACACAGACUGGAGGGAAUCAGCUAACUUUGCGGGCCUCACAGAAUAAGAUGAGUGGUAGCCACUUACCUUUUCCACUGUUUGGCUCACUUCCAUCAGAAACACAAGACCAGCAGUCAACAUCACCAAUCUCUGUUGGAUCAGGGCCCAGCCCUGACCGCACCACUGCCCCUGUAGCCACUGGCAGUUGGGAAUGGACCACUGGUCCUUCACAGGAAAAUACACGGGAGGGUACUGUUCCAGUGAAAGAGACUGGAGAUCGAUUGCUUGAUAUUACAAACCACAGAGGAGCUGUUGGCAUGGAGGCAGGAAAUGAUGACUCCACUGACAACGGCCUGCAUGUCACAAAGACCAGUGGCACACUGUUGCGUGAUGGUAACGUGAACACAUCAACCUCACUCUGCAAAACAAACCAGUCCUGGACUGCCACCUACCCAGACGACUUAAUACCCAAUGAGUCCCCGCGCCCCUCUCUGGCUCCCAGCCAUGCCCUUUACGUCCCGCUGUAUUCGGACUGGAACUCUGCCCUCGCUACAUGGGGAUUUGCCUGGGAAGCUCACAUCUAUGGCCUGGGCUCUGUCUUCACUGUGUUCGGCCUAAUCUCCGUUGUCUGUCUGUUAGGCCUUCCCCUGCGGUGUCCUCCAGGAAGUCCCUACUUUACUCUCCUGCACUUGUUCCUCCUAGCAUUUGCAGGGAUCCAAGCUUUCUGUUUGCUCUAUGAUGCUUACAGUCACCAAGAUCGUCUUCCCCCUCUUGGCUCUCUGCUACUCUCAGAGUUGCCCUUUCCCUGCUUGAUCUCAGCUUUCUCUUUGGCCUUCCACCUCCUGUCAUUGCGCGCACACAUGCGUCUUUCACUCCCACUUGCUAUUUCUACCUCAUUUUCAGUUUUGCCAAAACCUCACCUGUUACUGUGUGUGUCUCUGUUGCAUUUUGUAGUCUCUCUAGGGUGUGUUGGCAUGCUCCAGCUCUUCCACAUCCUCCCCACCAUGAUCCUGCUAUUCCCUCACAGUCUUUUCGUAUGUCUCACCAUCUUUCUUUCAUGUUCCUAUAUCAUUUUCUAUUGCUUAAUACAAGUCGACACCAAACACAUCUACAGACUGAAUGACAAUGGAGAGAAUGGAGGAUCUCCUGAAGUGAUGAGACCUGCAAAUUGUCCCUUUGCUAAAGUGGAGGACUGGCGUAGGGCAGCAGGAGCUGGAGUAGGAGCUUCGUUGUGUUUGUUGGGGUGUGGAGGCCUACAGCUUUAUGGGAUCCUGCAUGCCUUUGGUUUAGGUGGGGUUGAUGGCUAUGGGUUCCGGCCCUGGUCCUGGUGGGGCUACCAGGUAGGCUGCAGACUGUGCGAAGUUGGGGUGUGUCUUGGUUUGUCUCUCAUUGGCACACACCCUCUAUUCUGUCAAAACAACUCUUCUAUCAAGUCCAUAACUCACCCUCGGCCAUCUUGGUCCCGCCUCUCCUGUAGUUCCCCUUCACGAGGGAUCACCCUGCCUUCUCAUGGAGGUGCAAAUUCUCCUGUCCUCUCCUCACAUGAUUCCUGCUCCCAAGGUAAGCAGGAAAAGCUGGGGGUGUGUAAUGUCAUUACCGGGGGACAGUCAGAGGGUCUUCCUCUUUGCUCAAUGGCAGAUCCUCCUGGAAAUGGGCUACAUAUUCUCCCAAAAUCAAGCAAAACACAGAGUAAUCUAUUACCUCUAUCCGCUCCCCCAAGCCCACCUCACAAAUCUCAGCUAUCGUCAUUGGAUAGCUUAGGUCAAGAGACUGAUUCAACUGUGGACCUGCGGCCCCCUUCUCCCAUAGACUUGUCCCGCAGCAUUGACCAGGCUCUGUUCAGUGAGUCCCUAUUCUCUCACAGUAUCUUUGGUUUACCAAGGCUGUUCCAUGCCUCUUCAAGCCAUUCAUUGAGCUCUCCUAGCCAAGGUACAUCAAAGAAAGGGCCCAGUUCUUCAGUAAAUGCCUUAUACCGAACCUCUUCCUGUGGAGAUGUGGAUCAAGAGAAAGCCCUGCCCAGUUCAAGAUGCUCCCAGCCUCACAGCUCUUUGACAUCUCACAGCAGAACACCAGAGCAAUGGGAUUGGAAAGGGAGUGCCUCCGGCUCAACACAGGGUCUGUGCAGCAAUCCCAAGGAGACAGGAAAGCUGCGCUCACAUUCCUGGGCCAACAGAGGGCAAAACUUUGCUCAGCACAGCCUUCCAAGAGGGAUUCCCCACCUGUCUUACCACAGGCGUUACCGAACCUUGAGCUUGGCCUCUCAGGACAUCCAGAGUUCUGGUCAACUGUCAGGGACUAAACACCUGAGUGAAAGCAAACAGCUUGAAUGGGACCUCACUGUACAGGCAGAGUUUGUCACUGUGUGCAGACAAAUUGAUGCUCUGAGUGUUUGCAGUGACACCAUUGAAUUGUAAGAAGUUGUAAAAGUCCAUCUGUGAUUGAAAUGCACAUGGCAUUGCAGAGAAAUAGCACUCUGUUUACAAUUGAUUUAAAUUGUACAUCAUAAAAGUAUUUAUACAGAUUAAAUACUGUAUAUAGGAAUAUAAAGGAUAUCCAUCUUCCACUGUGAGUGGACAAACAAUGUGGACCCAAAACACUUUUGAUGUACUGCUGUGAUAUAACCCCUUUGACCCCCCCCAUAUCUGAUAGUAUUACCUUAGAAACGAUUUCAUCCACAUAUGUAAACAAUAUAAGGAAAUCCUAAAACCGUAUUAGUACUCUGAUGACCAUUGAGAA